CAUACGUCACGCCUACGUCAGAGGCCAGAGUUGAGAGUUGACGCAGGAGGAGGCGCUCGUGCUUGGACGGUUCGCGGGAAACGUCUCAAAACAAAUCGGUUCUGGUUGGCCCGCGCGGAAGAGAUCGAUUAACCGAACUGAUCGAUCACCUGUGUGUGACGUCCGAACAGGUGAACACCCGCGUGACGCUGCACGAGCUCGCUAACCAACGUUAGCUCGAGGCUAACACAACAACUCCGUUAGCGCCACGCGCGCGAGAGAGACAGAGACGACCGUUACCGGGGGGACCGGCGAACACGCGGCGGGCUGACCCGGUUCGAGGACUCUGUGAGCGGACAGUGAGAUGGCAGAGAGACCGGAAGACCUGAACCUGCCCAACGCGGUGAUAACCCGCAUCAUCAAGGAGGCGCUCCCAGACGGGGUGAACGUGUCGAAAGAAGCGAGGCGAGCCAUCUCCCAGGCUGCCAGCGUGUUCGUGCUGUACGCGACGUCCUGCGCCAACAACUUCGCCAUGAAAGCGAAGAGGAAAACUCUGAACGCCGGGGACGUCCUGGCCGCGAUGGAGGAGAUGGAGUUCGAGCGGUUCAUGGAGCCUCUGAAAGAAGCUCUGGAGGUGUACAAGAAGGGCCAGAAAGGAAAGAAGGAGGUGUCGGAGCAGAAACGCAAAGACAAAGAGAAGAAGACCGACUCCGAGAACGACAAGAGCCGGGAGGAGGAAGAGGAGGAGGAGGAGGAGCGCAUGGAGGAGGAGCCCGAAGCCGAGAACGAAGCCGAGGAGGACGAGGAGGAGGUGGAGAACUGACGGAGGCCACGGUGACUGAAUGAAAUGCGCCCCCGUCACCUUCGCGCGAGGUCAUCGCCGGCUGGACGUGAUGCGUUUAAGCGCCGCCGAGUCGCCGUGAAUCAGAACAUCCAGGUUUAGAGUGUGAGGAGGUGCAGCAGCAGCAAACAAAGCACAAACAGGUGGAGCUCCUUCACGCACCUCCACCUCUGUUCAUUUUGUAUUUCUAAUCAUUUUUGAUACAAACACUGUUUCUGUUUUUUUCUGUAGUCAAACUCAGACGGACUCUGGAUCUGAUCUGAGGUCAGUCAUUAAAGGGCUCGUUAGAAACGUUUCACGCGUAGAGGUCAAACAUCCGAACACACGAAGAAAACGUAGAUCCAGUGAAGUUUAGAUUGAAAUCAGAAACUUCUCGAUCAAAGAAUAAGAAGCUGAUCUGCUGAUUCACACGAGCGGCUUCAGUGUUUGUCCAUCUUUUUGUUUAUCUGCUGAGUUUUGUUUUUUUUAGCAUUUAUACUUUUGUAGAUUGUAAAUGACUGUUUGAGAUUUCCAAUAAAUAUUUUGUAUAAAAA
Larimichthys crocea (large yellow croaker) is the source of this 1353-nucleotide messenger RNA. RefSeq names its product polymerase (DNA directed), epsilon 3 (p17 subunit) (gene pole3). Gene Ontology annotation, cellular component: CHRAC; epsilon DNA polymerase complex. The transcript has 4 exons. The coding region runs from base 344 to 802 and encodes 152 amino acids. The record is from RefSeq and is a predicted model, not a curated record. Gene Ontology annotation, molecular function: protein heterodimerization activity; chromatin DNA binding. Gene Ontology annotation, biological process: leading strand elongation; DNA damage response; heterochromatin formation. NCBI's taxonomy places the organism in Eukaryota, Metazoa, Chordata, Actinopteri, Sciaenidae.